Messenger RNA from Leptonychotes weddellii (Weddell seal), 8916 nucleotides. RefSeq names its product solute carrier organic anion transporter family member 5A1 (gene SLCO5A1). The record is from RefSeq and is a predicted model, not a curated record. Gene Ontology annotation, cellular component: basolateral plasma membrane. NCBI's taxonomy places the organism in Eukaryota, Metazoa, Chordata, Mammalia, Carnivora, Phocidae. Gene Ontology annotation, biological process: transmembrane transport; sodium-independent organic anion transport. Gene Ontology annotation, molecular function: protein binding.
UGUGUGCGUGUGUCUAGAGAGGAGAGGCUUGGGUGACAAGCGCCGGGUGGGGGUAAGAGUUCAGCCUCACUCACAGUCUCAUUCACUGAUUUCUCCGCCGCUGGACAGAAGCUGCCUCCCCAGGCCGCUCCCAACUACUCCCGCACCUCCACAGUCCCCACUUCCCGCCACUCCACUCUCAGCCAGACAUUCUGACCGACAGACUCACGAGUUGGCAUCUUUGCGCCCGAGGGUGUCGCAAGCCGAGGCGGCGAGGACAGGGCGCCUCUGGCCCAGCCAGCCGGGCGGUAUGCGGCGCGGGCAACAGCGCUAAGCGCCCCCACGCUGGGCACGGGGCGUCCUCGCUCCAGGCGGCGGGCCGAGCGGCGGCGGCGGAGGGGAUGCGCCCGGGACGCGCAAGGCUCCUGCCGCGAGCUACCGCCCCGAGGUGGACCCCAAGCAGGGCUCAUCGCAGGACCGCGCGGACCCCUGCCCCCCGGGGCACGCGGCUGCGGAGCCUCGGGGCCGCAUCUGCGGUCAGGAUGCCCUGGGUGCCUCUCUGCUGGUGAGGAUGCCCUGCUGCGCGGCUUUGCAUCCCCAGCCCCGGUCCCUGGUGGGCACGACUGAGUGGGCCCGACUUCGGCCCGUCGUGCUGGUGGAUGAAAAGCGCCGGAGUCCCUGAGUGCGAUCAGCGAUCGAAUCUGAGUUCUAAGAGCCAUGGACGAAGGCACCGGGCUGCAGCCCCAGGCGGGAGAGCAGCUGGAAGCGCAAGCCACAGUAGGAGCUGUCCAAGAGAAGUGCGAACCAGAGACCUUUAGGUCCAAGAGUUUACCAGUCCUGAACAGCGCCUCCUGCCGGCCAGACCUGAGUCCUGCGCGUGCAGGAGCCAAGCCCGCCAUCGGCUGUACAGAUUCUUUGGGCCAUGAGGAGUUGAAACCAGGCCCAAGUCGGUUGGCCCCCAGUCCCUCUGCUCCUUCCACUUCGGCGGAGAUGGCAGGGCUCAUGGAAUGUAACCACAGGGUGGAAGUCAGCAAAGCCGUGUCGGUGUCCUCCACUUUGGCCACGCUCCAGGGGAGAAGGUGCCUCUAUGUGGUCCUCACUGAUUCCCGUUGCUUCCUGGUUUGCAUGUGCUUUCUGACCUUCAUCCAGGCGUUAAUGGUCUCUGGGUACCUGAGCAGUGUCAUCACCACCAUCGAAAGGCGCUACAGUCUGAAGAGUUCCGAGUCGGGGCUGCUGGUCAGCUGCUUUGACAUUGGGAGCCUGGUGGUGGUGGUGUUCGUCAGCUACUUUGGCGGCCGGGGUCGGAGGCCCCUGUGGCUAGCGGUGGGUGGACUUUUCAUUGCCGUUGGGGCUGCCCUCUUUGCUUUACCUCACUUCAUCUCGCCUCCCUACCAGAUCCAAGAGUUGAAUGCCUCGGCCUCCAACGACGGCCUGUGUCAGAAUGGCAACUCCACCGCGCCUUCCGAACCUCCCGCCUGCCUGAAUGAUUCAGGAGGAAAUAAUCAUUGGGUCUAUGUGGCUUUAUUCAUUUGUGCACAGAUUCUCAUUGGAAUGGGUUCCACACCUAUUUAUACCUUGGGACCAACCUACUUAGAUGACAAUGUCAAGAAAGAAAAUGCAUCCUUGUACCUAGCCAUCAUGUAUGUCAUGGGAGCACUUGGUCCUGCAGUGGGAUAUUUAUUAGGUGGACUUCUUAUUGGUUUUUAUGUCGAUCCCAGAAAUCCUGUUAACCUUGACCAGAAUGACCCUCGUUUCAUUGGAAACUGGUGGAGUGGAUUCCUCCUUUGUGCCGUUGCAAUGUUUCUUGUGAUAUUCCCAAUGUUUACUUUUCCAAAAAAGCUUCCUCCUCGACACAAGAAAAAGAAAAAGAAAAAAUUUUCUGCUGAUAUUGUUAGUGAUGAUGACGUUAUGAAGGAGAAGUCAAACAAUAGUGAACAAGUGGACAAAAAAGUUUCUUCUUUGGGAUUUGGAAAGAAUGUCAGAGACCUACCAAGAGCAGCUGUCAGGAUCUUAAGCAACAUGACAUUCCUUUUUGUGAGUUUGUCAUACACAGCUGAGAGUGCCAUUGUAACUGCUUUCAUUACCUUCAUUCCCAAGUUCAUCGAAUCACAGUUUGGUAUCCCAGCUUCCAAUGCCAGCAUCUACACUGGUGUUAUUAUUGUCCCCAGUGCUGGUGUUGGUAUUGUCCUGGGAGGCUACAUUAUAAAGAAAUUGAAACUUGGUGCAAGAGAAUCUGCCAAAUUAGCCAUGAUCUGCAGUGGUGUGUCUUUACUGUGUUUUUCAACCCUAUUUAUUGUUGGAUGUGAAAGUAUUAACCUAGGAGGCAUAAACAUCCCUUAUACAACAGGACCUUCUCUUACCAUGCCCCACAGGAACCUGACAGGAAGCUGCAAUGUUAAUUGUGGUUGUAAAAUACAUGAGUAUGAGCCAGUCUGUGGAUCAGAUGGAAUUACAUACUUUAACCCUUGCCUGGCUGGCUGUGUUAACAGUGGUAAUCUUAGCACUGGGAUAAGGAACUACACAGAAUGCACGUGUGUCCAAAGCCGGCAAGUGAUCACUCCACCUACAGUCGGACAGCGCAGUCAGCUCCGUGUGGUUAUUGUCAAAACCUAUCUCAACGAAAACGGCUAUGCUGUGUCCGGGAAGUGCAAACGGGCCUGCAAUACCCUUAUCCCAUUCUUAAUUUUUCUCUUCAUUGUCACCUUCAUCACAGCAUGUGCCCAACCAUCAGCCAUCAUAGUAACACUCAGGUCAGUAGAAGAUGAGGAGAGACCUUUCGCGCUGGGAAUGCAGUUUGUUUUAUUGCGAACACUUGCAUACAUUCCUACUCCAAUUUACUUUGGAGCAGUUAUUGACACCACCUGCAUGCUCUGGCAACAGGAAUGUGGAGUGCAAGGCUCUUGCUGGGAGUACAACGUGACAUCAUUUCGUUUUGUCUACUUUGGUUUGGCGGCCGGCCUCAAAUUUGUUGGCUUCAUUUUUAUUUUUCUGGCCUGGUACUCCAUUAAAUACAAGGAGGACGAGCUGCAGAGGCAGAGGUGGAGAGAAUUUCCUUUGAGCACAGUGAGCGAGUUGGUGGGCCACACUGAAAACACCAGUAAGGGUGCCCGGACUAGAUCUUGUCCAGCUUUCAGCAGCCAGGGGGAUUUCCACGAAGAGACUGGUCUGCAGAAAGGGAUCCAGUACAUAGCACAGACCUAUCCGGGGCCCUUCCCCGAAGCAAUAAGCUCCUCCCCAGAGCCGGGGCUGGAAGAAAGCCCUACUGCCAUGUAGCCUCCCUCCUGAAGCUUGAAAAUGGAAGACUUUAGUUUUGUUGGUUGAGUUGAAUAUGGCAACUUGAGAAACACCCGUGCCUUCUUUUCUUUCUCUCUUUUUUUAACCUCUAAAGACACAAUCCUCAAACCGACAAAACUCAGUAUACACAGCCACUAUUGACUGAGGGCUGGAUACCUCAACAAGACUGAGAGCCUUUGCCCCCCUUCUCUCCAAGAAGGAGGAGUUUAGAUAGAUUUGUUACCAUUUCCGCUAUGUUAAUUUCAUGCUCGUGCUCCAUUGUGGUAUAAGGCUGAGAGGUGCCUGGUUAAGAAAAUCACGGGAAGUGUCCUAGAGGUACAUAUCAUUACCAUACACUCCAAACAAAGGUGAGCUUGACCAUGACUUUGCAUUUACAAAUCAGAGUUUUUAGAUAUGAACACCUACUGUGAGUUCCGCUACAAAGCACAAAUGAAUUUGCCUCAACUAUGCAAUUUUGAUUGGGAAAAUGUAAGUGCAGCAUGUUACUUUUUCUUUCAAGAGACUAAAGCAGAUACGUUUUGAAAAGAGGACAAUAAACUUUCCCUAAAGUACUGUUAAUAGCGUUUUAAGCCAUAGCAGAGUUAUAAAUCAGGUAGAAUUUUUCAAAUGCUUCAAAGGAAUCAUAUGCAUAGUGUGACAAAAGGAACAGCUACUUUAUUUCAUAAGACACAUUCUCUUUUAGUCUGUCUGCCCCAUUAUAAGGUAAAGAGUCUGCUGAAUCAUAAAAUCUGAUAGCUUGAACAUAAACUCCAGUAUUCUUUUGCCAGGGGCUUUAAAACUAGUGUGCUAAACAAUAUGGCUAGAACCUAAUUUGAGAUGCAUCAUAAAGAGAGAAACUGAUGGCUUUCUCAUCCAAAGAAAAAUGCUGCAGAAAUUCUUUUAGCUCUCAUGGGCCCACACAAGGGUAGCUAAGAAUUGUAACCUUGACACUCAAAAUAGUUGGAAAAAGAAAUUCCACAGAGGUAAGAUUGAGUCCCAUCUGAUCGCUUUAGUUAUACGCCUGGAAACAGCAAAUCUGUAUCGUUUUCUUUCUUAUGUACAGAAAAUUGCCGUGGUUGCCCCCUGAAGUUGAGUAAUUAAAUCAGGAAACCUAUACCUGUGAUGUGAAAAUCACUCUGAAUACAGGAGGAGGGAGAUCUGUGAGCUAUCGGAGUACGAUCCUAAGUCAUGACUGAAAAUUAUUUAAAAUCAACUUGCCUGUCAUACUGAAUUCCACUUUAUCAGAGUUAGAACAAUUUUGCUUCUCUCUUUGAUUCCUUCCUCCUGUUAACCUUCCCGAAGCAAUUCUGCGAGAGGAUUUUUCUGUUCCUAAAUGCUCUUUGGGUUCAUUAUCCAUCAUCCUUUUCAGUUCCUCCCAGCACAUCCCUUUGACUCAGGUGCCACACAGAAUGCUUUCUCCAUGAUUCUGAAGGUAGAUGCUUCCCGACUGCACUCUGGACUGAUAGCAGGUUACCUCCUGACAUCUUGGCUGCUCAGAAAAAGAAUCCUUGACAACCCGGACUUCGGAGGGACUGUAAGGUCCAAAUACCAAUGUAAUUGUGAACAGUUUCUGCCAAGGAGCCUAUGCUUACGUAGGGGCUAAUUUGGGAACUGAUUUCCUUAGCUGGCUUACUCUCUUCCACAGAGGGGUCAUGACUGACGGAACUGCCCCAUGAUACAGGCUUUUUGCCCUUCGUCCUUGGAGACACUGGUGGAGUUAUGUGAACAGUUCAAGGUUGUUUUCCUCUCCACCUAAGAACGGUAUUGUCGAAUGGUUCUUUUGGUGGCAUGCAGUUUGUGGAGAGGGUUAUCGCUAUUAGACUGAAUAAUGUCUGUAAGGGGUUGAGCCAGUGGACAGGUAACAAGGACUUCCGUUGGAGUGGUCUCAUUUGGCUGAGUCAUAAGUCUGCUAUUGCCUCUAAUUACUCUGGUGUCUGUCCAACUUCCCUCCAUUUGGUAUAUAUUGAAGGUCUUCAGAGAAUAUUGUUGAUUAAUUUAGUGUCUACUCUGCUGCCUCAGGGUUCCCUUUUACUCUUUAUGGGAGAUCUUUGAUCCUUUAGAUCCUUUAGAAAGUUUCCUUUUGUGUUGGAGCUAAAGAUAUACAGGAUGGGGAGAGGUGGUAUUUUCUUAAUUCCCCUCUAAUUGCCAAAGAACUGCAUUGAGAGAAUUUGGGUGGGAUUAACACCUUUUUUUUUUUUUUUUUAAGCUAAGAGUGUAUGUUCCAACACUCUUAGAAUCUCUCUCUUCUUGGUAGUAUAUUUUGAAAAGGAGCUGCUUUCAGAACUCCAGGGUAGGAAGUGACAGACUCUUCACAUAUAAUUAGACAGUCCCCUUUCUCUACCCUGAACAGUCAUCCAUCCAGUUCAGCAACCAUCGACCAGUUCUCUAUCAGGCACUAUUUUAGCCAAUUACCAUCUGCUGCUCUGUGAAAGUCUUUAGGUUGACCUGCCAAAAUUCAAAGAAAUUGGCCUGAAUUGUACACCACAAUUGUUAAUAUUGUACUUCCUCAAGUAUGUGAUACUUACAAAUAGUGGGUGUAUCAUUAAUGUGUUGUUGGUUCAUGUAGAAUAAGUAGUGAAAAAUCACAGAAGACUGAAGUUUUAGAAUACGUACCAAUUAAGAAUUGUCCCCAAAAUGCUUUGGGUCCUGGCAGUAUCCUUGGAAUAUUACGUAGUCAACUAAAGUGACUGUUUUAUAAAUGGCACCAUUUAAUUGUAGAUAUGAGGUUCUUAUAUGUUUGUUACUUCAUGGUCACAGCUCCUAUUAUAAGUUUAAUUCCCACUUCCAUGAACUUAGGCUUCUAGUUACUUGUUUUGGAAAAAAGGUCACCUUGUUCUUUUAUCAACUCUGUAGAUUAAUGUAUUAAUAAUGUAUAACUAUUGUAAGUUUAAUUCCUACUCUCCAUGAACUUAGGCCUCUAAUUACUUGUUUUGGAAAAAAAGGUCACCUUGUUCUUUUAUCAACUCUGUAGAUUAUAACGUAUUAUUUGGCUUUAAUAUGCAAAUAUAAUAUCUAUGAGUCUAGCCUAUUAAUUUAGAAACACCCUGGGGGAAGGUAGGUGGUUGGAGCACAUUUUUUGUUAUCUUCAUUAGUAUGAAGUCCUUAUCCUUUGUAGGUAGAUUUAAUUCUUGAAAACAUUCAAAAGUCAUUCAGAACUAAGUUGGGGGAGAAGGAGGAGCAGAGAAGAAACAAAUUAUCUUUUGUGGAGUGUGACUAUUUCAGAGAAUUUUGUCAAGCACUUAAUAUACAUCAUUUAUUUUAAUACUGUUAAUAACUUUGCAAGAUAACUAUUUUUAUUCUGUUUUUUUUUUUUUUAAACAGAUCAUGAAAACUGAGGCUCAGAGAGGUAAAGAGAUUUGUUUAGGAUUGUACAGAGUGGCCAAGUUAGGGUUCAGAAGCGGGUUUCUGUCUCCAUCGCUCGCUUCUUGCACUAUAUAAUGCCUAAAAUGGUUUUGGUUAACAAAGACAAGUGUGACUAUAAUUUAGCGAGGUAAAGCAUUUCAUUUUUUGCUGUGUUACUGUUCCUGAAGAGUAGAGAAGUUAUUAUUCCUUUGUGUAGAAUAGAAAAAGAAUCUGUAGGAAACAUCAAAAUUUAAUGUUUAGAUUUUCGAGGUAAAUUUACAUUUAUUUAGCUAAGCGUUAUAUUCAAAGUUGUCAUAACAUACCUCAAGGAUUUAUUUAUAGUUCAUAUUUAAUAUAGAACAAAUCCAAUUUUGAUGUUAGCAUUGAGUCUCAGUAGAAUUUCUGAAACGAAUCAUGAGGAAAUGUGGUUCAGAUUUAUUGAAUCUGAGCUCUGGGGAUUUUAAGUGUAUGCUUUCUGUUUCGUGUUUUCCUCUUUCAGAAUGUUAACAUUUCCAUUAAUUUUUAGUGAAUAUGGGUUUUAAGUUUCCUAAAUAAAAGUUUCAAAUGAACAUACACAAAGUGUUCCAUGUUAAACGAGCGUAGACAAAACGUUACAUGUCAUGUACCAAACAGCUGGUGGGAUGGUUGCUGCAGUAGCUGCCCUGUGGUCACAACCGGGAGCAUGCACUUGGGGACGCAGCCGUCAGAGAAGGAGCAAGUCAUAAUGACCGUCCUGCAUUUUCACCAAACUACCAAGACAAUUCUUCCUCCAUCUGUAAUUCCAGCUUGCAUUCUUUGGUGGACGUGGAACCAGAAAGUUUCUUUUUGGAGCCUGUUUUGCAUCAACCAAAGAGCAGCUGCAUGGUUUUGGAAUGGACCUGAAGCAUUUGUGGAAAUUCUCGGGUGUGCCCAGGAGCAGUAGGAGAGCCCAAGUCUCGGGGCGGGGGGCGUGGGGUGGUGGGCAGCCAAUUAUACUUUUAGCCCGUGUGGACUUCAAACAUCCUCGAUGGUGCCGAAACACAAGUCUAACUAUUGCUAUAGAGGUGCAUCUGGAGUUUUCUAAGUAGCAGAUAGAUACCAAAAUACUGUAUAAUCCCAGAAUUGCCUAGACUGCAGGUUUGCUAGUUCUGUUCUCCAGACCACAGGUAGCCUCUCCACGUUGCUUGUAAUUCCUCUUUCCUGGCAUAGAAGGGCGUGCCGUGGCAGGCAGGUGAAGGUAGUAGUCUUGUGCACUUUAUCUUUUCCGUUUUCUCUCCUCUCCCCAUCUUCCAGGACGCUGCUGGCUGUGUCUGUCCCAGGCUUCUUGCUACAUUGGAAUCAGAUCUGUGUUAUGUUUGAACAGGUUCUUUUAAGCACUUCAUUUUUACUCAGCCCUAAGAAGGGUCAAAUAUGAUGAAAACCCUCCAUGGGUAUUUGCUUUUGCAACAUUAAAAAAAAAAAAAUGCCUCGGUGCUAAAAGUAUUUGAUGAUGCAUGCUCGCCACAAAAAUGCGCCACUGAAUUUACAGUGUUUCACUGGCAAGGGACUACAUGUGCUUUGCUUUUGGAAAUCUAGAGAGCUUCCCAGAAAACAAGCACUCAUUAUUCUCAUUACUACAGUUAAUCCAUGAACUUUACGCUGCAAACAUGAAGACUGUAAGGAAGAGUACCUUUUCUGUGGAAAACUCAGUGCUUUUGAUAUUUCUUUUAGCAAGAAUAAUCAGAUGCUACAAAUAAUUUCGGAGAGAGGGGAAAAUGAGUUCACAUAAUCUUUUCUUAUUUCUUCUCCAAAAAACUGACACCCUUGUGAAGUGUUUUUGUAAUUGGGGUUUGGAAGGUGUUGUCUUUCUCUGGUAUUCUAUUACAUGCUAAAAUCAGAGGAGAAAAUAUCCCAAACUAAAGUCAUUGCAGGGACAUAUUAAACCAAAGGGUUGAACAAACAGAGUUUAAACUUUGUAUCUAGAAAUGAAAAAUCAGAAUAAUAAGACUCUAUAGUGGGCAUUUUUCUUAAAAUACAUACCUCUACCCAAAACCCCAAAUGUUAAUUUAGAAGCAUGAAAUAGGCAAGUCCGCCUCUAACUUUUCAGUUAAAGGAGAUGUAAUACUGUGUCAAAUAAAUUGGCAUUAGGAUCCUGGUGGAGUGUGUGUUCGGUGUGUGUGUGUUGUGUGAAAUUGUGUUGGUGAUGAAAGGCCGUUUUGAAUUGUUACAUAAAGGAGUUUGAUUUUGUGAUUUUUACAAUGACUAUUUAUUUGGAGACUUCUUAGGGUAAUUUAAAAGAUGUUCAAUUUCCUUGUGUUUAAUGAAAUCUCUUGUCAAUGUACUAAUAAACCUUGGUUUACAACA